Sinocyclocheilus rhinocerous is the source of this 1074-nucleotide messenger RNA. Its product is annotated as F-box only protein 41-like. Lineage: Eukaryota; Metazoa; Chordata; Actinopteri; Cypriniformes; Cyprinidae. The transcript is spliced from 4 exons. Bases 94 to 1074 code for a protein of 326 amino acids. The record is from RefSeq and is a predicted model, not a curated record.
ACUGAAACGUUCUUGAAACGCUCCUGAACUCUGAAUUAUCUCACCAUGCGACUCAGGAGUUGUUUUUCGAGCGUGUGACUGCGUCAUCGCAGAAUGUCGACCAGCACCGAGCUACCGUUACACUGCCUGACCUGUGGAGAGGCGUGUGGGUUUGGGGAGCACCUUUCCAGCGUCCGCUCCUGCCAAGAACUCUGUCUGACCCCUCGCCGGAGCUCUGAGGGCGGACUGAUGUCCCUUUACGCCCAGCGAGAGAACGAAAUCGACCGCCCCCUGCGGCUGGAGCUCCUGGAUGCCCUGAGUUUGGCUCGUCCGCUCCGAAAGAUCCUCUUCCAGAGGGACUCACCAUCGUCUCUGUCUCCAGUGCUAGCGGUCGCUGUGAGCUCCAGAGCUGCAGAAGCGGAGGCAGACACCGGACACGCCGUGGCCCAGCUGGGAGUGCCGUGGCUGGGCAGGCUGGCGCUGGAGGCCCGGCUUCAGCAGCUGGCGCUGGAGGUGCAGGAGCGCGUGUCGCUCAAACUGGAGACGCUGCAGGACGAGGUGCAGCAGAGGAGCGCGGAGGUGAGGCGGGCCAGGAGAGAGAGCGAGCGCAUGCACAGAGAGAAGCGCCAGGCGGAGGAGCGGGCGGCCGAACUGGAGCGGCAGGUGGACAUUUCCGUGGAGAUGCUGGCCAGCCUCAGAUACGAGCUGAGAAAGAGAGACGAACAACUGCAGCGCAAACAACAGGAAGUGUGUGAGCUGGACAGGUUUGUGCGAGACACGGCGCUCCAGGAAGCCAGCGCAAAGAUCCGUCUGCAGCACUUCAUCGAGGACCUGCUGGAGAGAGCCGAGAGAGCCGAGACGCAGCUGCAGAAUCUUUACGAAGAUGUCACUUCCCCUCACAGACACCUGGCAGGAAGCAGAGCAUCAGGCUACCAGAGGAGUUACAGCGUGUCUGGGAUGAGCAGGAGAUCUUCUCAUGUGUCUGAUUACAGAGCCACUCAGUACUACAGGUUCGAGCGGAGGCCCCGCACGCUGUCGGUGGGUUCGGGCGGCUGUGAGGGGCACUGGGGCAGACGGCAGGAUCAGCAUGUGUAA